Messenger RNA from Electrophorus electricus (electric eel), 2389 nucleotides. RefSeq names its product death effector domain-containing 1 (gene dedd2). Gene Ontology annotation, cellular component: nucleolus. Gene Ontology annotation, molecular function: DNA binding; protein binding. NCBI's taxonomy places the organism in Eukaryota, Metazoa, Chordata, Actinopteri, Gymnotiformes, Gymnotidae. The record is from RefSeq and is a predicted model, not a curated record. Gene Ontology annotation, biological process: extrinsic apoptotic signaling pathway via death domain receptors; apoptotic process; regulation of apoptotic process.
UACUGAGAAGGAGAAGAAGAUUUGAAGAUUACUUUCGUUCCGUAAAAAAUGCGCAAAUGUUAAUUGUUCAUAAAAAGGCGAACAACACGCGACAUGCCAUCUGAUUGAUAUCGACAACGACCGUGUACUCAACCUUCCCAGUAUGGCGGCUUUUACUGGUCAUGGUGAAAUGAGUGCAGAGGUGUAGGACUGGUGCUUCUGUUCCGCCACUCUGUACCUCCACCACCCACUGCUGUAGGAGAGAGCUGUUUCCAGAAACCUUACUUUAAACGUUUGUACCUGGUAGAAGAUUAUUUUGAAUAGCCAGCUAACCAUGGCAACAGUCCGCUGCCCGAGGUACUCUCUGCACUGGGAGGAAACUGAUUGCCUGAGUUACUAUGACCUGCUGUCUCUUCAUGAAGUGUUUGAAAUUGUCGGCUCCCAGCUGACAGAGACUGAUGUUGAAGUUCUGUCAUUUCUUCUUGAUGAAACAUAUCCUGGGAAGCACCCUCUUGAUCCAGAGGGAUGGACAGAGGACAUUUCCCCAGACCCUUCCAUGCCCCUGAAUCCCCCGUGCCCUCGGCUCUUGGAAGCUUGGCGUUGGGUACGUCCACGGGCCGACCUUUGCCAUACUGCCAACCAACACAGACCGAAGAGUGGCGUUGAGAUGCUGCUCGAACUGGAGAGGCGAGGCUUUUUAAACGAAGGGAACCUGGAACCUUUGUUACAGCUUCUUAGAAUUCUUACACGACAUGAUCUCUUGCCUUUUGUGUCCAGCAAAAAAAGAAGAACAGUGUCACCUGAGAGAGAAUCCAUGAACUAUACAGAUGUGGAAAGCAGAGAACGCAUACUCUCUAGUUCACACACAGACCCAACAUCUCUGGAAAACACACACACCUCUCAGUUGAGGACAGGUGUUGGCUCAGACAUUACAGCAACUGCCCCCUCCCGAAGAAAACGGGGGAGAGGGUGUGGCCGGACCAGGGGGCGUGGCUGGAGCAGAAGGCCCACGGACACGUCAGAAAUUCCGCCUCAGCCUGCACCUAAUAAAGUGACCUGCGACAUCCGGCUGCGUGUGCGGGCGGAGUACUCCGAGCAUGAGUCGGCCCUGCGUGGGCGUGUCUCCUCGGACAAGCAGCAGCUGCUUGAGCGCCAGUUUGAGCUGUUCAGCCGGGCCAGCCUGCUGCUGCGCGCCCGGGACCUUGGCUCCAUCGUCUGCGACAUCAAGUUCUCCGAGCUGGCCAACCUGGAUGCCUUCUGGGCCGAUUACCUGAGCGGGGCGCUCCUUGAGGCGCUCAAGGGCGUCUUCAUCACGGACUCGUUGAAGAGGGCAGCAGGGCAGGAAGGUGUGCGGCUGCUGGUCAGCGUGGACCAGGACGACUAUGAGGAGGGCCGGAGACUUCUGCUCAGCCAGCAGGAAGCUGGCAACGUGAGUGGCAGUACGUGGAGUUCCUGAGAAAAGUCAUGGAUGCCAAGAUGAAGAAAAUCUUCCCCCGAGUUAUUGUACAGGCAAUAAAAAAGGAGGGGCUGUGAAGAGACGCGAUAGAGCAUUUUGGAUUGAUGUAUGACUGAAAUGAAAACAGACACUUUCCCAGCAGAGGUUGCUAGCUGAAGGAACCACGUAGUUUGCAAUUAUUUGCGGAGCCAUGUAGUCUCUGUUCCUGAUACCAGUCAGAACAAGUGCACACAUGGCCACCCCACACAAACUUUCACCUGUGUAAGCUUGUUACAGCUUCCUGUGGCACCAGUCAUUUCUGCAUUACAGUAUAAUAACUGCCCUUCUGUUUAUGUUGAGUCUGUAUUUGACUUUUAUGUUAAUGAGUUUAAGGAUGGGUGAACAUUGUCCUUGAUGUAAGUUUGCUGUAGAUCAAUAGAUGAUGGACAGCUAAGAUGAGUAAGAAACGUGGCAUGUGUCCUUAAGAACCAUCGGUCAUUCCUAAAAUGUCCAAUGGACCCCAUAUUCACCCCUAAAGCUAUUCAAUCUGCCGCCAUUAUUACCAAAACAUACCCAAAUAUGCCGACACAAGCGUGCGGUCUGUUUUCUACGAGCGGGAGAAUACAUUUGAGCUUUCGCGUAAAACCGAAUUAGUCUAGGAGGUGCGUUAUCUCAUGUGUUAGAUAAUGAAGGGCCCCGUGUAGCGUAACGUAUGCCUGCCAUACACCAGCGUUACGAAGCCCCAAUCCACCAUGACUCGGCGGCCUGAUGAGGGACGAGCGACGGUCCACGAGUCCAUAAGAACCGAGAAAACGCUGAAAGAGCAAAAGAGAAGAGCGGAGGUCCUCUAGACCUGACGGCAACCACACUGGGCCAUUAUAGGAUUUUUUAUUAUAUAUGGGUGAAUACAUACUUAUUGUCUUUAUAUAUUGUUUGAAGAAAUUCCAAAAAAAAAAAAAAAAAAAAGUUCAAUGG